This is a messenger RNA of Penicillium oxalicum, 561 nucleotides long. RefSeq lists its product as uncharacterized. The record is from RefSeq and is a predicted model, not a curated record. The coding region runs from base 1 to 561 and encodes 186 amino acids. The transcript has 2 exons. Lineage: Eukaryota; Fungi; Ascomycota; Eurotiomycetes; Eurotiales; Aspergillaceae.
AUGGACCGUCUGACAGAUGCCAUUAGUGCUGAUCACCGCGAGUUGCAGGCAUACUUCGAUCGCUUGGUCCAUAGCGACGACCCUGAUGAGCAGACUCGCUUCCAAAAUCAACUGACCUGGGGGCUUGCGCGGCACGUCGUGGGUGAAGAGCUUGUUCUUUUCCCCGCGCUGGACCGAUACCUGGGACCUGGCGAAGCGACCCAAGAUCGGCGCCAGAAUCAAACGAUCAAGGAAAAGUUACAGGUCUUUCAAGACCUUGCCGCCUCAGACCCGCGUUUCAUCUCAACUGUCACCCUUCUCAUGGAUGAUCUGGCCUCUCACGCUCACGUCGAAGAAUCGAAAGACCUGGUCAAACUUGAGGGGGCCAUCACGGCGGAGGAAAGCAAGCGGCUGGCCAAGUCCUUUGGCCGCACGAAAUGGUUUGCGCCCACACGAGCUCAUCCCAAUCUCCCAGCUUCUCCAUACCCGACUGUCUCGAGUUUGAUGGCCGCUCCAAAGGAUCAUUUAGUGGAUAUAUUUCGCAAGUGGCCCGAUCCGGAGGACCUGCCUCAUUUAGACUAA